Messenger RNA from Equus caballus (horse), 5153 nucleotides. The record is from RefSeq and is a predicted model, not a curated record. Lineage: Eukaryota; Metazoa; Chordata; Mammalia; Perissodactyla; Equidae.
CGGCCACGGGGCUGGCCCCAUAACUUAUAUACUCUUGACAGUCCAGCCAUCUGUGGGACAAAGAAAUGACUAAUGUCACAAAGGAUUUUAUUGGAGUGAUAGCUGGCCUGUCAUGACAGUUGUCCAGCUUGGUAAAUACUAAAAAAUCAUUGAAUUGUACACUUGAAAAGGAUGAACUUUAUGGUAUUCGUUAUACCUCAGUGAAGUUAUUUAAAUUGUGUGAAUAAAUAAUGUUAUGAAAUAAACAGAAUCAACAGAACAAAAGUGGUCAGUGUAUGUUAAUCCUAUAGUCAUUGCCAUUUUGGUAGCUAUUAGAAUCUAGGCUAAGCAUUUGAGGUAUGUUAUCUUGUUUGAUGCUCCUCACGGGCUUGAGAAAGAGUGAAGUACUAUGUCAAGGUUACCUAAUCUAGUAAUUCGUGGAAUUCAGGUCUAUGUUACCUCCAAACCUGUGCUCUUCAUCACAAUCUGGACUACUCUGUCUGAAAUACUGCUAUCUGGGAAUGUAGCCAAGUGCUAGCUGAUAAGGCAAACAAUGUCCACAUUUGUGGUACAUAGGGCUGGGUUUUGCACGGCUUGGGGAAUGAGGGUUCGAUAUGCAGGUGGGGCCCUUGAACUCCUGUGCCUGGUGCCACUAGGCCUGUUUCACUUUUAUCUGUUUUAUAUGAAGGGGUUUAGUCAGAGGUUUGGUUGGACUUGAUUUCUGUGGUUUAAAGAAAAGAAAGCCUGCCUUUUCUUUAGUUUUUCAUUCUGAUUUUACUAGCUGUUCUAAUCAGCGGGGGAGCUGGUCUCUAAGCCCUCUGCCGAUUUAGGCGCAUCCUGUGAGGAGGUCGGGCACACAACACUGAAAAGUGGCCACUGAUAGCGUACCGUGAGAAGAGAGGCAGAGGAAGGCUAUAAAAUUACACUUAAGACCUCAAGCUGCUGAUUUUCUAUUUUGUACAUACGUUAUUUUGUAUAUACUGUAUAUGAUGACUUCGGUGAGCAGUGACCGGUUCCGAGGUGCACGAGAAAAAACGCAGAUUUCAGUGACACAGGCAACACAGCUACAGAAACAAGUAGUGCAGGCAACAGCUGAACAGAUGCGUCUCGCUCAAGUGAUCUUCGAUAAAAAUGAUUCAGAGUUUGAAGCUAAAGUGAAACAGCUUAUGGAAGUGACAGGAAAAAAUCAGGAUGAAUGCAUAGUGGCCCUUCAUGACUGUAAUGGAGAUGUGAACAAAGCUAUUAAUAUAUUGCUGGAAGGGAAUUCAGACACGACUUCAUGGGAGACUGUAGGAGGGAAGAAGAAGAAUUUCGGAAAAGAAAGUUCAGAAAACAAAGAAAAUAGAGAGAAGAGAAGUGAGAGAGAAGUGAAUCGUGGACGUGGAAACAACAACCGGAAAGGAAGAGUUGGCAAUCGUGGGAGAGAAUUUAGAGGCGAAGAGAAUGGAAUCGAUUGCAAUCAAGGGGACAAGCCUUCAGACCGUGGCAAGCGAGCCCGUGGUAGAGGAUUUGGACGUGGCAGAGGGAGAGGGGCAGGAAGAUUCUCAAGCCAAAGCAUGGGGACAUUUAAUCCUGCAGACUAUUCAGAUUCCCCGUCUAUAGAUGAGUGUGGGACAAAAGCAGUAGCUUGGGAAGCUGCUCAGAAUGGUGCAGAUGAGGGAACUGGGGCCUGGAAGAAUUCUGCGGAAGAGUGGACAACAGAAGACUGGACUGAAGAUCUUUCUGAAACAAAGGUCUUCACUGCCUCGUCUGUUCCAGUGGAGAAUCCUGUCACACCUGGGCCAAGCAUUGACCUGGUCGCCUUGCUCCAGAAGCCUGUUCCUCCCAGUGAAGCCUCAGAAGUCAGCUCCUUUGAAACUUCCCAACAGCAGGGCUUUGGCCAAGCCCUUGUCUUCACAAAUUCUCAGCACAACAGUCAGAUGGCACCAGGGACGGGCAGCUCCACUGCUGUCAACUCCUAUUCUCCUCAGAGUCUGUCAUCCGUCCUUGGUUCAGGAUUUGGAGAGCUUGCACCUUCAAAAAUGGCAAACAUCACCAGCUCCCAGGUCUUGGACCAGCUGAAAGCUCCAAGUUUGGGCCAGUUUACCACUACCCCAAGUUCACAGCAGAACAGUACGGGUCCCCCCACAACCACUGCUUCUUGGGACCUCAAGCCCUCAGCCUCCCAGUCCUCAGUCCUCAGUCAUUUUGACUUCAAAUCUCAGCCUGAACCAUCCCCAGUUCUUAGCCAGCUGAGCCAGCGACAGCAGCACCAGACUCAGGCAGUCGCUGUUCCUCCUCCUGGGUUGGAGUCCUUUCCUUCCCAGGUGAAACUCCGAGAGUCCGCCCCCAGAGACAGUACCUCCACUGUGAACAAACUUUUGCAGCUUCCUAGCAUGACUGUUGAAAACCUUGCUGUGUCUGCCCACCAACCACAGCCUAAACACAUCAAACUCCCUAAGCGGCGGAUUCCUCCAGCUUCUAAGAUCCCAGCUUCUGCAGUGGAAAUGCCUGGGUCAGCAGAUGUCACAGGAUUAAAUGUUCAGUUUGGUGCCCUGGAAUUUGGAUCAGAACCAUCUCUCUCUGAAUUUGGAUCAGCUGCAAGCAGUGACAAUAGUAACCAGAUUCCCAUCAGCUUGUAUUCGAAGUCUUUAAGUGAUUCUCUGAAUACCUCUUCACCGAUGACCAGUGCAGUACAGAACUCCACCUACACAACUUCAGUCACCACCUCCUCCAGUCUGACCAGCUCAACGCUGAGCUCCGCCAGCCCAGUGACAGCAUCUUCCUCCUAUGACCAGAGUUCUGUGCAUAACAGGACCACAUACCAAAGGCCUGGGAGCCCCACGGAGGCAGCCCCAGGAACUAUCACGAAUGGACAUGGUGGUGGUCGGAGUCAGCAGACUGUAGACACUACUUCAUCCGUUCCAGCUCCAAAGACAACAGAUUCUCCCUCCGCCCUCCCAUCUGUGGGCUCCCUGCCCAGCACCACCUCCUGCACUACGCUUCUGCCCUCCGCCUCCCAGCACACUGCCACUUUGCCCUCCUUGUCCCAGCCUGGUGACUUGUCCAGCAGCCCCCUCUCUCAGCUUAGCAGUUCACUCUCCAGCCAUCAGAGCAGCCUGUCCUCUGCGCACGCAGCACUCUCCUCCAGCACGUCACACACACAUGCGAGCAUGGAGAGCACCCCUUCUCUCCAGUCCUCAGCCACCUUCUCAACAUCAGCCACAUCCGCCUCGAGUGCCGUGUCCUCAGGGCUCAGCCUGCCGAGCAGCGUGAACGCAGUGAACAGCCUCUGCCUGGGUGGGACCACCAUGAGUGCCCCCAGCAGCAGUACCCGGGCCACACCCUUGGUGACCUCAGGCAAAGCACCCCCCAACCUGCCCCAGGGGGUGCCACCCCUGCUGCACAACCAGUACCUCGUGGGCCCCGGAGGACUGCUUCCCGCCUACCCGAUCUAUGGCUACGAUGAGCUCCAGAUGCUGCAGUCCCGGCUGCCAGUGGAUUACUAUGGAAUUCCCUUUGCUACGCCCACAGCCCUUGCCAGCCGAGAUGGGAGCCUAGCUAAUAACCCAUAUUCAGGUGAUGUCACAAAGUUUGGCCGAGGAGACUCUGCAUCCCCUGCGCCCCCCACCACACUGGCUCAGCCCCAGCAGAGCCAGUCCCAGGCCCACCACACAGCCCAGCAGCCCUUCCUGAAUCCCGCGCUGCCACCUGGCUACAGCUACACUGGCCUCCCCUACUACCCAGGCGUGCCCAGUGCCUUCCAGUAUGGGCCCACCAUGUUUGUCCCUCCGGCCUCAGCCAAGCAGCAUGGUGUGAGCCUCAGCACCCCCGCCGCCCCUUUCCAGCAGGCUGGUGCUUACGGCCAGCACGGCUACAGCACAGGUUAUGAUGACUUGACCCAGGGGACAGCCGCAGGAGACUACACCAAGGGUGGCUAUGGUGGAUCAUCGCAGGCCCAAAACAAGUCUGCAGGUUCUGGGCCUGGCAAAGGAGUGGCCGUGUCUUCAAGCACCACGGGCCUGCCUGACAUGCCUGGUUCUGUCUACAACAAGACCCAGACUUUUGACAAGCAGGGAUUUCAUGCAGGGACCCCUCCACCAUUCAGCCUGCCCUCAGCCUUGGGCUCCACAGGGCCCCUGGCCCCUGGCGCGGCCCCUGGUUAUGCGCCUCCACCGUUCUUGCACAUCCUGCCCGCCCACCAGCAGCCUCACUCACAGCUGUUACACCACCACCUUCCGCAGGAUGCCCAGAGUGGCUCGGGUCAGCGCAGCCAGCCCAGCUCCCUGCAGCCCAAGUCUCAAGCCUCCAAACCUGCCUACGGCAACUCUCCAUACUGGACAAACUGAGCCCUGAAGAGGGGUGGGCUGGGGCAGGGCUUACCCGGGCAGGAGAGAACACGCGGAGCCCGUUUCUGGGAGCCCAGCGCCCUUUCCUAGAAUUCCUGAGACGUGUAACUGUGUCAGCCGAGCCUCUGUGGGGAGCCCGCCUCCCAGACUCGCUAUUGUAUGUAAUGUAUUUAUGUAUGUACUUGUAAAUGUGACCCAAGUCCUGGGGGAGGGGGUGCGGCUGCUACUCUCAGCCAGGUCUGCUCCCCUGCUCAAGCCUCUUCUCACUGUAGCAAAAUAAGCCCCUGCUCCCCUCUGCCUUCAGGCCUUCUCCAUAGCCCGCGGCCAGCGGCCCUAGCGGGCCGGUGUCUGGAGGGGCCGGUUUAAGGCAGUUUGGCAGUUGGGGUCAGGUACCAAUGAAGAAUCACGACUUAUCUCGCUCCCUUGUAAACCAUUAUUUGAGUUUUCUUCCCUGUGUAAUUACUUUAUGCCCCUCUUUUUUGAGAAACUGGUUCUUUUGUCAUUUGUCAUGUCCCCCUCCUGCCAAAUCUUGAUCUGGGAAUAGCAGAGAUGUCCAUCCCCCCUGCCUGACAUGAAGUGGCACCUGUUUGUCCUCAUAUAAAGCAGGGGUUUCUGCUUCUGGUCUGGUCUUUUCCUCAGAGACUUGCCUUCCUCUGGCUGACCGUUUUUAAAAUAAUCUGAAUUUGCACUCAGAUGCUCAGCCAGUCAGCUCCCCUUUAAAAAAAAAUCAAAGCUUUCACCUCAACGAGAGCACGUCUCCAAGCAGAGUUGUCCUGAACAAGUGGGCGACUGUUUCAGGGGUUUCUCUUUUGCCCACACUCCACCUAAUAAAGUUUUGAGAGCAUG